AUGCUGCCAACGACUUCUAUGGAGGCCACAACAGAAGAAAUGACAGAAACAACAACUCCAAUUGCUCCUAUUGAACACAGAAUACUACCUGAAGUAACAUCAUCCGUAAUUAAAUAUGUUACUGAGACCGAGACAUAUCUUGAAGAAGAAUGUGAAGAAGAAGAGAAGGAAGAAACUAAAAAACUGGUUUGGUACGAGUAUGAAGAGAGUACAAAAUUAGUGACUACAACAACUAUCCCCCUGCUUUGGUAUAAAAUCCCAACUAUAUCAAUUGCAACUACAGGAACUCCACUUAUAACAACAAGUACGACAGAAAUAACUACAGUGACUACUGAAUCCACCACAGUAGUGAAAGUCACAGCUAUAAAAUUACCUACCACCGAGAGUACAGUAGUUACUACGGAAACUAUAUCACCUGUUACUGAAAUAACUACAUCAAACAUCACUGAAAGCACUAUUGCGGUUGAAGUUGAAAUCACCUCGUCUAUUAUCGAAAUAAUAAAUGUUACUACAGAAACACCAUUCACUAUUAUUGAAACACCAGUUACAACCGUAACAAUGCCAACUAUAACAACAGAAACAACUGAAACGACGAUCUCAAUUGAAGUUCAAUUCACCUCGCCUGUUGUUGAAGUAACAAAUAUUACUACGAAGACGCCAUUAACUACUAGUGCAAUAUCAGAAGUAACAACUGUAACAAUCCCAACUGUAACAACAGAAACAACUGAAACGACGACUAUUGUUGUAGUUACUUCGCCUAUUAUCGAAGUAAUAAAUAUUACUACAGAAACACCAUUUUUCACUAUUGAAAUAUCAAAAAUUACAACGCCAAUGGUUCCAACGAUUACAACUGAGCUGAUGAAAGAAAUUACAACUACUAUCGUGUAUGAAUAUGUUGAGGAAACAACAGCUAAUAUGACUACAACUGAGAAAACUACUGAACCAACAUCUGUUACAACCGAAUCAUCGAUACUGCUAGAAACAACAGAGAUAACAACACCGAUAGUAGUUCAUUACGAAGUUAAUGUUACAACUCCUUAUGUAACUGGAACAACCGAAACUGUAACGACCGAAUUUACCGUAGAAAUAACCGAAACGCCCGUCGUUACAACUGAACGAAUUAUUACAACCGAAGAAGAAAUGUAUGAAACGGUAACAAUGCACGAGAAAGACUAUGACGAAGAAGAGGAGGAGGAGAAGGAGGAGAAAAAAGAGACAGUCAGUCCAAUUUGGUACGAGCACACAGAAGAAAACGUAACAUCCACGACGCCAGAAAUGGAAACGCCCACGAAAGAAAUUAUUCGAAUAGAAAUUACAAUCGUCAAGGAAGAACUGAACAUUACAACUCCCUUCGUAACUGUACCUGAAAUUAUAUCUACUAUUGCCAUCCCAUUUAUCACUGAGGAAAUAAUAACAACACUGGAGAGGCCAACUACGUUCGGAACUACUUUGAUGUACACGCUGCCUCCAACUUUGGAGUUCACUAUGGAACACUUGCCACUCGAUUAUUUGGGAGAAAAUGUGACGAAAUCGGAGGAAGUGACGAAACCUACUACUGCUACCGUGGAAACUCCGGAGAUAUCGGACAUUACCAGAGAAAAGGUCACCGAGCUACCUGUCUCUUUCGAUGUGACACGUACCACGAAUCAAGAAGAAAAGAAACAACGUCAAGAGGAGAAGAAAGAAGAGCUAAUAGAGGAGCUGAAGAAAUUAGAGAAAACAGAGGAAGAGAUUCUGAUUAGAGAGAAAGAGCUGGAAAGGAGAGAGGAAGACUGGCAGAUAGAAAAGGGCAAAUUGAUACGCUCGCUCUAUGUGAAGCAGCAAGAAAUGAAAGUUGCUCAACAACAGACUACGUUUGCCUCAGAACCUGACACUGUCACUGAAGAAUCACCAGCUCUAUCCAAGACAACGCUUUCGACCGAAGCUACGACUUCUCGAAUUGGUCCAAUGAAACCAAAAACGACGGUAACUCCUGAAAUGACGACGAAAGACGAGCUCGAAGAAGAAGUUAAACUGCUGGAGAAGAAGUACCUCGAAAAAGAGAAAUGGUUGAAAGAACAGGAGAAACAAUUAGAAGAAAGGGAGAAGAAAUUCCAGAAGGAGAAAGACGAGUUUGAGACGAUGAUAAAGGAAUUGGAAGAGAAGUUGGAGAGUGGAGAAGAAAUUACAUUGCCCACUUAUGGCCGAUCGACGCUUACGACGCCAUGUUUCUCGCAGUUGCCACCUACGGAGAGAACGACGAUCGAGAUUCGAGAAUCAACGGCGAUGGAACCUAAGACGGAGACUAGUGUGAGGAAACUCGUUACAUUGUCUCACGAGGAGGAGAAAGAGCAGAAAGAGGAAAGAGAAGAAGAGAGGAAAAGAAAAGGUACAACGAGGAUUUGUGUGAAUGUUUUAAAGGCGAAACCUUUGGGAAAACAGGCUGAAGACUUGGUAACGAAAAGGGUUUGUUUACCAUUCGUUCCAGGACAAGUGGAUGCCAAAGAGCAGAUAACAAAGAUCAGUGGACUAUAUCUGAGGCAACACGAAUGGACUGAAGGACCUAGAUUUACGAAGGACCGUGGAGAAUCGCAAACGGAAUUCGAAGACGAGAGAAGUGAAAGGAAACGAUCGUUGACAGAGCAGAAUCGAUUUAAACGAAAUAUUCCUGCGAAACAGCAUGUUCAUCCCCAGUUGCGAAUUGAUCGAAUUACUAGUAGAAAUGAUUCUAUUUUCAUGAUCACUGGAACGUCGACGACUACCGAGAAGAGUAGCAAUUGGGAAGAUAACAGCAACAGAUAUAAGGCUCGGUCUAUGUUGCAAAUCAUCGAAAAUAAAAAUGAAUACGAAGACGAAGACGAAGCUAAAAAGAACGUGAAGGGAUAUGAAAAAAGUUGUGAGAGUCGUGAUUACGAGGAUCAAAUCGAAAGGAAUCCAAGACAAGGGGAAGACAUCUCGCUGUGGACAACGAAGAGUGCAAAUGAUGAAGUCGGGGAGGAAGAUAUAGAGUCGGAAACCCAAUCAGACAGAGAUGAUUCGGUGGAUGAUACAGUUAAUGAUAAAGAAACAGAAAGUAUUCCGGAGGAGAGAAGUUACAGCGAAGAUGACGAUUUAGAGAAAGAAAUGAAAAGUGAAAAAACUGAGGAAAUACCGAGUGAAGAGAUGCACAAAGAUAACGAAGUUACGAAAGAGAAAAAAACGAGACAAACACCUGGCCCUGAAUGGCCGACUGAAGCUUUAACCGCUUAUCAAAUUGGUGGCACUAGAACAUGGAUGCUCGAGUAUCCAGAAGUUGCAGAAUCAGUGGAAGACGAGCAGGAUUUGAAAAGCGUUGGGAAACGGCCGCUCGAGGCAACGACUUGCUAUUAUGUUAUUCUUAGGGACGAGCAGGAGAACAGCCUCGAAAGUCCCGAAGGAAAUUAUAACCAAGGAAAUAGUUUUGGAUCAUCCUGAAGGAGCAUAUAUUGCAAACUCGAAUAAGCAAUAUCCCAGAUAUACAGAUAAAAUCUAACGCAGCAAA
Heterotrigona itama is the source of this 3499-nucleotide messenger RNA. NCBI's taxonomy places the organism in Eukaryota, Metazoa, Arthropoda, Insecta, Hymenoptera, Apidae. The record is from the annotation of a GenBank genome assembly.